This is a messenger RNA of Tachysurus fulvidraco (yellow catfish), 5150 nucleotides long. It is a transcript of the gene mblac2, whose product is annotated as metallo-beta-lactamase domain containing 2. NCBI's taxonomy places the organism in Eukaryota, Metazoa, Chordata, Actinopteri, Siluriformes, Bagridae. The record is from RefSeq and is a predicted model, not a curated record. The transcript has 2 exons. The coding region runs from base 138 to 968 and encodes 276 amino acids.
GUUUACGUCACACUAGCACAGCUUACAGAGAAGGUGUGUUUGUGUGCGCUACACUACACCCAUCAUAAGGAUUUGUGUUGUAGGAUCUCGUGUUAAUCUGGCUGGGAUCGUAACGUCAUUAACGUACAUGCACUGUGAUGUCUGUGACGGACUGGUACGCGCACAAGUCGCUUGAAAACGGCUUGUUUUGGAUCCAGGAGCGUUUCUACGAAUCGGGGAACAGAGCUAACAUGUGGCUGAUUCGCGGAUCUCACCAGGACGUGCUGAUCGACGCCGGGCUCGGCCUCCGCAGUCUGCCUGAGUACAUCAGCGCUAAAGGCCUGCAGGGAGAAGACGCCAAGCGGAAAAACCCGCUCUUGGCGAUCGGGACGCACGUUCACUUCGACCACUCGGGCGGAUUGCACCAGUUCCAACAGGUGGGCGUGCACGAGGCCGAGGUCGAUGCUCUGGCCAACGGAGACAAUUUCGAGACGGUGACAUGGCUGUCCGACAGGGAGAUCGUGCAGAAUCCGUGCCCGGGAUGGACGGCCAGGCAGUACAGAGUGAAACCAGUGCAGCCCACACACAUACUACAGGAAGGCAAUGUCAUCAACCUCGGAGACCGGCAGCUGACUGUGCUCCACAUGCCAGGUCACUCAAGAGGCAGCAUCUGCCUCCAUGACAAGGACAACAAAAUACUCUUCAGUGGAGACGUGGUCUACGAUGGCUCAAUGAUCGACUGGCUGCCCUACAGUGCUGUCGGUGACUAUGUGCGCAGCUGCCAGAGGCUGGUCGAGAUGGUGGACAAGGAAGAAGUAGAGCAGGUCAUGCCUGGCCACUAUAAUGCUUUCGGGGCCAAGAGGCUUCACCGACUUGCUUCCACCUACAUCUCCGGUGCAGGAACAUGUCACAAGUUGACUUCCUGUGCCAUGAAGUCUGUAGCCAGCCUGGCACUUCGAGCUUCCAACUCCUGCUGUGCCUGUUGCUAGAUAUUAAAUCCAUAUGCAACAAUAUACUACAAAACAUCACCGAGCAAUAAGGAUUGGCUGAGAUGAAGGGUGCAAGCGUGGAGCUUGUCUGGUGGAUACUCAACUGAUUGGGAUUAAAAAUGAAAAGGUAAUUAUAAGACAUAGGUUUAGAGUAGAAUUUCCAGGUAUAAAUAUCGUUUAGUCCAUCAAGUUAUGAUAUAAAGGUCAGACAAUUAAGGCCAAGUCCAGAGUUAAGAUGACCUAGAUCCAAGGCAAAAUUGUACAUUUGUUUAGAAAUGUCCACCUACCUUGUGUUUGAAUGCGACAGCUGGCAAAGAAUUUUAACUGUACCAUUUAUAUUAACUAAGAUCUGAUCUCUACGAUGAAGCAAUCUUCCUUAUUACAGAAUGUAGCAUAGAUUUUCACUUGUUGUUUAUAGUUUUUGAAUUAUUGAGCUGCAUUUCUUUUUCCUAAUCAAUACCUGAGCACUGUUGUGGAGUUCAGUCAGAAUUUUACCUCAGUUUAUAUGCACACUAAUGAGUAAAGCCUUGCAGAUCAACACUACAUUGACACUUUAGUUACAUUCUUGUAACCAAACGGUCCUGCUUAACCCAAACUACAAUUGUUUAGCUCUUAUUACACUCUAACAUUUAAAAAGUAAGAAUAAUACACUGCAGGGUGAGCUGUACGAGGCAAAUAAUCAAUGACAAGGUGGUGUGAGGCAAUGCCAAGGGCUGUUAACCACCCCAGAGCUGAUUAUUUAUAGCAAUAGCAGUAUUUUAUUUAAAAGGCAGUUUUCCAAAGCUAACAAAAAUUUCUCCCUAAUAUUAAUCUUUAUUAUUACUAUUAUUAUUAUUAUUAUUAUUAUUAUUAUUAUUAUUAUUAUUAUUAUUUAUCAGCUACUUACCAGGAAGGGUGAAGGCUAUCACAUACUUCCCUUUGAGACGCGUGUCAGCCAACCGCAUCGGUUUUGAACCGCUGCUUAGUGAUGUGGAAUAAAACACUCAGCGGAAGUCUUGUCUUCUGUUUUCCACAUGCACAAGCUCACAGAAGCCAAUGAUUAGCUAGUGUCGGUGUCACUGACAGAAAAGAGACAGUAAAACACAGACAGCACAGACAAUUUUGCUCUCUUUGACUUAGAGCCAUGAAUGUGGCUUUGGACCUUCAAACUGUUAUCAUCAAUCAUAUUUUUUCUUUUCAGGAUAGAAAAGUUAAAGAAAUCUAAUGCUGUAACCCUGAUGAUUACAAAACACAUCGGUGACUCCUUCAUAAAUGAAGCAAAUUCUCCUCACAGGAAACUUCAUAUCAACAAUUCCAUACAUUUUACAUCAUUCAUAUAUUUUGUGUCUAGUGAAAAUAUAUUCUCCAGACCUCAAUCGAGAGAAGACUUUAGUCUGCUUUCCAAGUGGGACAGUCUGGUUCUCUAGAGAACGCUAAAGCAAACGCUGUGUGAACUUUCUGCUUGCUAAAAUUACCCAGUUAGAUAGCUUUGUCCAAAUGCACUGCAGACAUACAAUAGACAUAUAUACAGUGUUUACGCCACAUCACAUAAGCAAGUGUGUGCUUAUCUUAAUAUGUGAAUAUUUAAUAUAACCACACAAUUGUGUGAUAUUGAUUUUGUACAGUGCUUUGGUUAUUUUGCGAUCGUAUAAAGGAAACAAAAUGAAGCAAACUGCAAUAAUCUGUGGAGUUUGCAGUUUUUCUAAAUUACCACAGAUUUUCCUCUGAGUCAUUUUUUUUUUGUGACACACAUUCAGGAAAAAGACCUCUUUGUCUGCCAUAGAAGGUAAAUACAUAUGUGACUUCACUGGUAGGAGAUUAAAAGAAGUUCAAGAAUUUAACUUUAUAUCACAUAAAUAAACUCGUCUCCAUAGUCCAUAAUGUCAGUUACUUGAAUCCACAUCAGGACAGCUAGGUCACUAGCUAGGACACAGUGAUUCAUUCAUUCCAGUUAAAGGUGCUUUCGGUGAAAAUUUCUUUUCAUUAUACCAGCUUUCAAACUUUAAGUCCAAAGUUACAGUAUAUUCAAGAAUAAUGCAUCAGUUGCCGCAUCCUUAAUGGUGUCACUAAUUUCACUGUUUCGAAUUAGGAAGUGGAAUUUUAUGUAGUGAACGAGUAGCAUGAUGCACGCUGAAAUGUCCCACUGUGAUACUACUACACACAAGUCGUCUCUGAACACCGGACGUAGAAUCAAUUAGUAUACGCUAAAGCGUUGUAGCAGUCUUCGUGCCAUUCGUACUUGAUGAUGUAGCAACAAGCUCACAACACACUGACUUUAUAUAUGCAGAGACAACCACAAAACCUCCAGCCUGGUUAUUGACUCAGUUCACUUAAGUCUUUCUUAAAUCCAACCGAACAUCUGCUUCACGUUGGAAACUUUUUCAAUGUGAGCCUCAUAUUCAUUUUUAAUCCAGUUCAGUCGAGUAUCUCACAACUUCACAGAACAUCCAGGACAUGCAGACUUCACCAGACUACACGCCAUCUCACGUGUUCGGAUAAUCCUGAAAGUGUUACGAUUCUAUCGUAGGAUUUCAAAAUGUACAGAAAAGUUCUUUGGACUUAAGUGUGAAGUGACAAAACAGUACACGUAGAUAUUAACACAUUUAAUUGUAUAUAAAUAUUAACACAUUUAAUGUACCAAACGAAUGUAUUUCUGAGCAAGUGAAUUUAAAGGUUGUCGUGUUGAACGGGUGACAAUCUUCCAUUACUGUUUUCCAUCACCUGGUUAAUGAUGAAGAUAUUUGUAAAUAUUAAACGUUUGCUGAAAUAGAAACAGGGUAUAGCUGCUGAGUAUGAUGUAGAGAAAGAUGUGUAGAUUGGAUGUGUUCAUGUUUCGUGCCAAAUGAACCCUGCAUGCGCCGCUGGUAAAGCACAGAAUUAGUCAAUACAAAAUAAUCUAGAAACUUGGCGAUUAAUCAAAUUAUUAUAAUAUUGUUUGGGAUUCAUUCAUGUUAAGUUAAUGUAAUACUUGUAAUACAUUCUGUAAUACUUUUUUCCUUGUAUUGGUUCAGUUUCCACCAGUGUAUGGCAUGCAUGUGUUUAGACACGUUACUGUAUUUUUCUUCCGCAAGCACAAAUUGUUACUUUUUUCAGUAACAAUUUCUAGAAUUUCUAAUGAUGCUGUAUACAUUUAUUUAUAACUUUAUGUAGUGUACAUUCAUAAGGCAUUGCACAGUGUUUUUGGUGUUUUUGAAAAUGCAUUGUAUUUAUUAUGCAUUAUGAAGUGUGUAGUGCACACGAGAUCUUGUCCUUGGUGGAUCAGUGGGAGGAUUUCACGCCUUUCACUAGUUUCGUUUCCCGGCCAGGUAACCGACCCGGUCACUGAGGGGUUGACUCUUCUCCUCUGUGAAGCUUGGUUUGUAUUGUUUAUUAUUUUUUAUUUCUAACAGAAUGAUGUGUAUGCAGUAUUUGUAUGAGAGUAAGUGAAAAGUUAAAAUAGGCGAAAUUAAUAUACUUUUAAUUUUGUAAAAACCCAUCUUGCUUAAUGAUCUUUGCUUUGAACCGAAGUACAUUUUCAGAAAUAAUUUUAAAUGCUUAUAAUGCCUUAUGAAUGCAUUAUGAUCACUCUGUCAAACAGUGUUCAUAUAAAGUGUUGGGUGUUUUUUCUUUGUUCAAAUAAGUAAGUGUGCCUGAGUGUUGGUGAAACAGGUUUCCACAUUUACCAUGCAAAUACCUUGCUGACCUCUCUUUGCAAACAGAUGUUGAUCAUGCAUUCCUGUUCAGCUCGAUGUCUUGCCCAUGGUUUCAAGUAUAAUGCUUUUUUUUCUGCCUCUGAUUUAAAACUCUGCAGAUCUUUUGUAUGGUCAUGGAAAGGUACAGUAUAAUGACAUGCCAUACAGAGACUGAAAGUCGUGUGUUUUUGUUGCCUUCUUCUUGUUGUAUUAUACCUCACAGUAACAUAUUACAAGGCAUAACUCUCAGAAUAUGUGGCAUUAACCCUGACUGAUACGCGUAUGAUAUGUGAAGUGUUUGUAUACGGUGUUGAUGUUAAUGCUACUGGAAACCUGUAUAUUUGGACUAUGUUGCUGCUCAGGAAUCCUGUAUAAAAUCAUGCGUUUCGAGCAGAGCCAUACUGUACCAACGCUAUAUUUAGUGCCUCUAAAAGUGUUAACACAAUGAUACCUCACACUGCUGUAGCUACAGCUGGUGAAAUAUACAGGCACCUGGUUAUCAGUGUACAAUAUACUGGCUUUCUAUUCUCAA